Molecule: messenger RNA, 3261 nt
Organism: Terrapene triunguis (Three-toed box turtle)
Lineage: Eukaryota; Metazoa; Chordata; Testudines; Emydidae
Gene: MELTF
Product: melanotransferrin
Exons: 16
Coding region: 247-2427 (726 amino acids)
Biological process (GO): iron ion transport
Cellular component (GO): extracellular region; recycling endosome; early endosome
Source: RefSeq, a predicted model, not a curated record
GCAUUUGUAGUUUGUAUUUCCUUUUCAAGACUGAAGUUAAUAUAAACGGAUGCAGUUUUUUCCCUCUCCCUUUAGAAUGGGAUGUGUGCUGGAGUAACAAAGAGUAAUUGUUAUGCAGCGUGAGGGUCUUGAUUUCCAACAAGGAGUGGUCUGAAGAGGAGCAGACUGACCAGAAUAUACUAUAAAAGCAUUGAUCGCUGGAAUUCUGAAGGCUGGAGACGGAGCAGAGAACACGCAGACUUCAUCAUGAACUUCCAGGGCAUAUUUUAUCAUCUCUGCUUCUUUCACACUGCUCUGAGCCUGCAGCAUGUGAGGUGGUGCACUAUCUCUGAGCAAGAACAGGCCAAGUGUAAUGACAUGAGCGCAGCCUUCACUGAUGCCAACAUCCUUCCCAAUGUAUUGUGUGUUAGAGGCGGCUCAGCCAUUAACUGCACCCAUAUGAUCAAGAACAAUUUGGCAGAUGCGGUGACAUUGGAUGGUGGCACCAUUUAUCAAGCUGGAAAGGAACAUAAUCUGAAACCUGUGGUUGGAGAAGUAUAUGAUCAAGAAAUUGGCACUUCAUACUAUGCAGUGGCUGUUGUCAGAAAAAAUUCCUUCAUUAGCAUCAACAGUUUGAAGGGCGUAAAGUCAUGCCACACAGGCAUCAACAGAACAGUUGGCUGGAAUGUUCCUGUUGGCUACCUCAUUGAUAGUGGUCGCAUGUCAGUGAUGGGAUGCAAUGUUCCAAAAGCUGUUAGUGAAUAUUUCAGUGCAAGCUGUGUUCCUGGAGCCAAUAAUGUAAAUUACCCCAAAUCCCUCUGUCAGCUCUGUAAAGGGGACGCAUCUGGGCAGGACAAAUGUGAAAGAAAUUCAAAAGAGCAGUAUUAUGACUACAGCGGGGCUUUCAGGUGUUUGGCUGAAGGAGCUGGAGAUGUCGCCUUUGUGAAGCACAGCACAGUGUCUGAAAACACAGAUGGCCAGACUCCUUCCUCAUGGGCCCAAGAGCUUCACUCCAGGGACUUCCAGCUUCUCUGCCGCGAUGGCAGCACAGCUGAGGUUACAGACUGGAGGAAAUGCCACCUGGCCCGAGUCCCAGCUCACGCUGUUGUCGUCAGACCUGACACCGAUGGGUCACUCAUCUUCCAGAUGCUUAAGCAGGGGCAGCAAAGAUUUCAGAUGUUUGACUCUGCGGCUUACAAUGCAAAGAAUCUUCUCUUCAAAGACACCACCACAGAAUUGGUUCCAAUCACAAAUCAGAACUACCAGGCUUGGCUGGGUGACGAAUAUAUGCAUGCCAUGCAAGGCUUGAGCUGCGAUCCCACCAGGUUACCAGAAAGCCUGCGAUGGUGCGUUGUGCUCACUGAGGAGAUCUGGAAAUGUAGUGAAAUGGCUGUUGCCUUUAAAAAAAAGAACUUGAAACCAGAGAUCCAGUGUGUUUCAGCCAAGACAACAGAACAGUGUAUGGAAAUGAUCCAGAAAAAAGAAAGUGAUGCUGUAAGCGUGGAUGGAGUUGAUAUUUACAUAGCUGGAAACAUGUAUGGCCUAGUGCCAGCUGCUGGGGAAAGUUACUCUGCUGAUGACAACAGCAACAUGUACUAUGCUGUGGCAUUAGUGAAACGGAACAAUUCCAAUGCUUUCACCAUCAAUGAUCUGAAAGGGAAAAAGUCCUGCCACACAGGAUAUGGGAGAAUGGCUGGAUGGAACAUCCCUAUUGGUGUUCUAAUUAAAAGGGGCUUUAUUAGGCCCAUGGACUGCAAUAUUCCUCAAGCUGUGAGUGACUUUUUCUCCGCUAGCUGUGUGCCUGCAGCCAAGAUGGACAAUUACCCAUCAAAACUCUGUGAGCUUUGCAUUGGCGAUAAUAGUGGAAACAAUAAAUGCUAUGCAAGUACCCAGGAACGUUAUUAUAGCUACAGUGGAGCCUUCAGGUGUCUGAUGGAGGAUUCUGGUGAUGUGGCCUUUGUCAAGCACUCAACAGUUUUUGAGAACACUGAUGGUAACAAUGCUGAUUCCUGGGCUCUUCACCUGCAGUCCAGUGACUUCCAGUUACUGUGUCCAAAUGGAGCCCGUGCUGAAAUCACUCAGUUUGCUCAGUGUCACUUGGCUCAGGUGCCUGCCCAGGUUGUCAUGGUCCACCCAGACACCAACAUUUUUGCUGUAUAUGGACUACUGGACAAAGCUCAGGAUUUCUUUGGAAAUGACAGCAAUGGAAAUGGAUUCAAAAUGUUUGAUUCCUCAGAUUUCCUAGGAACAGAUUUGAUCUUUAAAGAUUCCACCGUUAAGAUUGUACCAGUAGGAGAGAAAAGAACCUAUGCAGAAUGGCUGGGGAGUGAAUACAUAGAUUCUCUUGAAGGGAUGCAAUCACCACAGUGCUCUGGGGCAGCUGCAAUAUCCAUGAACAUCAUUGUGCUGCCGGCGGCUAGUGGCCUUCUGAUUAGAUUCUACUCGUGAUCAUUAGGCCGUUCCUUGGAUUAACAGAUAUUCAGCAUAAUAAACUGAAAUACUGGUAAAUAAUAAUACAAAUAAACUGAAAUAAAACUUAGAAAAUGAAUGAGAGACGCAUGUGGAGAGCAGCAGAAUUAUCCAGGCUAUUCCCUGAUGCUCUAUAUAUCCAUAAAGGUAAUGGGAGAUCUGGGAGGGUGGGAAAGGGAUGCAGUUUACAGCCUCAUCCUUGCCGCCUUCCCUUUGCUUCCCUGCCUCUCUUACCCUGUUUUACGGAUGCUGUUCCUAGCCAUGGCACUUCAAUGCCAAAGGAAAUAGGCUCCAAAUACAGUCCUGCUGUUGCAUGUCCCAAAAAUAAACUCUGAGGUGUCUGAUACUCACAACUAUGGAUAAUUUUUGGUUACGUUUUUUUUUUUAAAAGGUGCCCUCGGAACUUAAUCCAAACUUUUUCAAGUUGUACAGUCAACAUUUCCUGAUAGAAGAGAUUAAAGGCCUAUCCCAGUGGCCUGGUAGCACUCUCCCAUUUGUCCUUCUCAUUGUCACAGGGGAGUCCCUGAAGUGGGCAUAAUUUCUGUCUAUGACAUUGAAUCACACACACCGUUUUUGUAUUGUUCUCUGAAGAACUAAAUUUCAGUUGAAAUACUUACCGAAUAGGAGCUUUAUGGAUAAGCAUCUUCCUUUGUAAGGUUUCCUCUUCUCUUCUCACCAUCCCAUUACUUACUUACUUACUUCUUGUAAUGUAGUUCAGGAUAAAUUCAGCUUACCUACUUCUCAUUUGGGGAAUGUGAAGUUUCGGUUAGAUUAGUGUAACCCUUCUGCCCCUCUGAGUUGGCAGCAACAAGG